CUUCUCUCUGCUCUCCCUUGCCGACUCUCGAGUUUCCGCACAACAUACCCCUUUCGUUUCUAGGCGUACGAAGGACGAGCGACUUCGUUCUGAUUCUUCAGAAGCUCUCGAAACCGACUUGCCCUGACCUGACCUCUCUCGACAUGACGUCAGCGGCCCUCGUAAUAGAUGCUUCGAUUCUGUCCAUCAAUCUGCCGCGUGUGCCUAGGCACGACCCAGGGCGUGUUCUAAGGCACCGUGGGCUCGAUCCCAGGACUUCUCGUCACCGCAUUUCCGUAGCCGCGCGGCUUCCCUCCUCCUCCCCCGGUCAUUCUCGCUCCCCCUGCUUCGUUGACGAGUCUCGGAGAGUUAAGAAUGUCUCGUUUUCGCACGGAUGCUCGGUUUUCUCGUCCAGCUUUAUUCCCUGCGAAAUUGCCGGGAAUGCGAAUGCGGUGGCAUUGCCACGUACCUGCCGGGCUAGCGCAGCGCCGUCCUCGGCGGGACCUUCCUCGGGUAUACCGUCCUCGGUAGCACCUUUCCCAGAAACGCCUUCCUCCGAGGUAGCGCGUAAUAGCACUUCCGGAAAGCCGUCGCGCGGGCAGGCGAAAAAGGGGGCUAAGAAGGGCGGGCAGAAGAAGGAAAAAUAUUACAAGUCGGACGAUAACGAUUUGGAGUUCGGAAGCAUCGAGGAAAUGCAGCGAUGGCUGACGACCAAACCCAAGGGGUUUAUCGACCCGUCGAAACAGUACGAUACUUCGUUAGAGGACCAGCUCUUAGCGGAGAUAGAAGCAAAGGAGCAGCAGAAGGAACUGGAGGCAGCAGCGGGUGGGGGGGAUAAGGCGGGAGCGAAUGCGGGGGAGAAGGCGGGUGAGGGGAAGGGGGAGAAGCAAGGGGAGAAGAAGGGGAGGAGCAAGCAGGCAGGAGAUUUCGAUGGGCCUGUGAAGGGGAAAAAUACCAAAGAGUCGGAGCUUCCACCUUCCGCCAUCAAAGUCCGCGUGUCCGGGCUGCCCAAGAAGAAAAAGAUCAGCAGGGAUCUGCGGGCAGCGUGGAACGGGCAGCCCGGGCUGCUGAAAAUAAUUCCCAUGGAGACCGGAUCCUCCUCUACUCGCGACCCUGUGUGCACUGGGAGUGCCGUGGUGGCGUUUCUGAAAUUGUCAGAUGCUGAAAGGUUCAUCCAGCAGUACAAUCGCUCAGCCCCCAUCCGCUUCGGCCAGAAGGAGAAGGCCGUCUCCUGCAAGAUAAUCGGCGCCUCUGCUGACUCCUCCUCUCUGCCCCAAGCUGACCGUGGUAAGAGCACCUCCGUUAAGAGCACUUCCGUUAAGAGCAGCUCCGUUAAGAGCAGCUCCGUUAAGAGCACUGACGCUACAGUCACUCUGGGGGAAACUGCUGUUCAGAGCAGCGUUGGAAAGGGAGAGGUACCAAGCGUAAAGAGGGAUAGCGCCCGUGCUGCUGCUGCGGCUGAUGCCGAAGAAACAGUAGAGGCGCCAGCAGCGCCAGCAUCAGCACCAGCGGCAGCGGUUGCACCAGCAGCAGAUGCAGCGGCAGCGGCAGCGGCAGCAGCAGAAGCAGAGCCGGAAGCAGAAGGUGCGAUGGCAGCUGGAGGAGGAAGUCGACAAGUGGGUGAUAAGAAAGUGGCAGAUGAGCGGAAGGGAAAGGAAGCGGGAGAGGGAGAGAAGGUUGCAGCGACUAAGGGAGAAAAGAAAGCCCUGGGCAAUAAGGUGCAGGGGAGUGAUAAACUGCAGGGGAGUACUAAACUGCAGGAUAAGAAGGAGGUAUGGUUGCAGCGACUAAGGGAGGAUAAGGAGCUGAGAGCACGAGUAGAGGAGAUUAAGAGCCGAGUCUUAAGAGAUAUGGCGGCAGCAGGGAAGGACGGGGAAGGGGGGGCUGGAGGGGGGGAGGAGGUCGGGGUGAAGGGAAGGUGGAGAGGAGAGGAGGGAGGAUUGAGGGGGAGAGAGGAGGAGGAGUGGGAGGAAGAGGAGGAGGAAGGAGAAUGGGAGGAGGUGGAGGACGAGGAGGAAUGGGAAGAAGCGGAGGAGGAAGAUCAGAGCGAAAGUGAGGAGGACGAAGAGGAAGAGGAGGAGGAAGAGGAAGUGAUAGUGGGUCAAGUGGAAGUGACUGUUGAGAGUGUUACAGUGGAGAGUGUUACUGUUGAGAGUGUGACAAUUGAGAGUGUUACAGUUGAGAGUGACAUUUCCUCGCUACAGUCACAUGGGAAGGCAAAACGGAUGCCGCAAGCACAAGUAGAGGAGCGUUUAGAAGCCUCAAUCUCAACAGAGCAGGGUGGGGUUUCGGCAGCCACAGGAAAGGCAGCAAGUGCAGCAGCAGCAGCAGCAGCAGAAUUUUCACGUGUUGCCUCAUCACCCAUUUCUCUCUCGGCCAAGAAGGGAGAGUCAGAGCAGCAACGAAGGGCAGAGGAGGAGGAGCAGCAGAGGGCAGCUGAGGCUCGCAUAGAGGCCCUUGAAGCGAAGCUGCUUAAACUGAGUCAGGCGGGAGGGGGUGAAAAUGAGGGGGGAGGGGGAGCAGGGAAGGGGAAGCGGGGGAAGGAGGGGAAGAAGCGCAGAUAGCCUUUUAAGGAGCGCGGCUGAAUCUCACACUGAAGCUCUUGAAUCGAAGCUGCUUAAAAUGAGGCAGGGAGGUGGAGGAGAGGAGAAGGGGGGAGCAAGGGAGCAGGAAUGGCGAGGCGAGGCCAGGAGGGAAGUAAGUGCAGGCCGACUUGAAGCUAUUGAAACGAAGCUGCUUAUGGUGAUGCAGGGGGGAGGAGGGGGGAAAUGAGAGAGGAGGGAGUGGGGAGGAGGGGGAAAUGAGGGAGGAGCGGGAGGAGCAGCAAAGGGGAGGCCGCAUGAGGGGAAGAAAUGCAGAGCAGAUAAACAACUCUUCUAAGCUGGUCGGCUGAAGCCGGCUCUGAGGAUCUCCAAGCAAGACGAGCAGAGGGAAUGCGAGGAGAAAAAGUGCAGAUAGGUGCUCUGUUACUGAUAAGGUGUAAGCAGCCACUUGAUUACGGUACUUUCUAUGUCGGAGUAUGGGGGAGCUUGUCUGUCUCAUGCCAUUCUGAAUGCUGCAAGAACUUUGCCACAACUCAGUUGUUCACAUGCAUGCAUACAUGCCCCUCUGAGUAAACAUGCCAUUGACUA
Molecule: messenger RNA, 3110 nt
Organism: Closterium sp. NIES-67
Lineage: Eukaryota; Viridiplantae; Streptophyta; Zygnematophyceae; Desmidiales; Closteriaceae
Source: the annotation of a GenBank genome assembly